This is a messenger RNA of Scedosporium apiospermum, 2262 nucleotides long. RefSeq lists its product as uncharacterized. The record is from RefSeq and is a predicted model, not a curated record. The coding region runs from base 1 to 2262 and encodes 753 amino acids. The transcript is spliced from 3 exons. Lineage: Eukaryota; Fungi; Ascomycota; Sordariomycetes; Microascales; Microascaceae. Gene Ontology annotation, cellular component: TRAMP complex; nucleolus. Gene Ontology annotation, biological process: RNA 3'-end processing. Gene Ontology annotation, molecular function: mRNA binding; poly(A) RNA polymerase activity.
AUGGAUUCAUACAAGACCAGAUCCAGCCGACGCGCUGCUAGAGCUAAGGGCAACGGCAACGGUAACGGCAAUCAAGCCAGGUCGCGCUCUCGCAGACGAAGGUCCGCGUCGCCUCGUGCAUCUGACUCGAAAUCUACAUCCACAAACGGACAACCACCUCCCCCUCCAUCCCUUCCCCCUCCGCCUCCCCCACCCUAUCCCCCAGGUCGAUCGUUGCGUCGUGGUGAGAGCGACAGCUAUCGUCCUCCCUCUGACGAUCGUUACCCUAAUUCUUCCCAUUCCCAACACUACAGCGGCGGCGGCGGCGACAGCUACCGUCCCGACUUCAGACCUCCCCAGAGUGACUUCACAUUCCGAGUUGCCAAUCCCCCCGGCGUACUCCCUCUCCCUCCUCCCUCAGGCCCAGCGGCUUAUACGCGUAGUCGGCCUCCUCGACAUCCCCGCGACGGCGGUUACCGCGGUCGCAACCCGCGAUUCCCUCCCCGCUUCACCGCCUCAGAGCGACCCAUUCUCCAGAGCGCCAACGACUUCCUUCCCGCAGUCGUGCUCCGCGACGAUGACAGCGGAGUAAAGUACAAGGACAUUGAAGAACUUUCGGAUGACGAGGAGCAUGACAUGGAAAUCUCUGAUAGCGACCAGAGCGAGUCUGCUGAACCCUCAUCCAAGCGUACGCGCCGUUCACUACAGGCCACGGAAACCGACGCAAACGUCCCCAAGUGGUCCAAUCCCGAUCCUUACACCGCUCUACCGCCUCCCGACCCGUCGCAGAGAAAGAAGCUAGACGUGGUACAGCUCAUAAGGAAAGCCCGUGUCGAAGCUACUGAGGACAAGGAGGCCGCCCUUGCGGAGCUCGACGAGUUCAUCUCCUUCGGAGGCGACACGGACGACGAGGAGGAACAAGAGGAGAAGCGGAAGCAGAAGAAAAAGAAGGAGAAAGAGGACCGGCGCGCAGUGGAGGCUGCUGAUAAGGUUAAGCCUACGCAGGGCCUGAGAAUCGUUCCUGCCUACGAUUUCCGUGAAGCUCGUCAGGAUUCGGAUAAUCCUCUUGGCUCGAGGAAACGAACCUUUGAUGACGAGAUAAAACCGCCGCUUCAUUCUAUCAAGAAGAAGGGACCCGUCAAGAUGCGUGUCGGAGGAGGCAUCAUGUCCGAGUGGGUCGCUCCCAAGGGCCAGGAUCCUUGCCCUUGGGUGAUUGUUAACCACUCGGCGACUUGCCUAAUGGGCGCAUGGCUUCACAAAGAAGUCAUGGACUUUUAUGAGCACUUUAGGCCCCGCAAGUUUGAGCAAGAACUCCGCCAGCGCCUCGUGACGACCCUCGAAACUGCCAUGAAGCGAGGUAGUCAGUUUAACGGAAUCGAACUUCGUGCCUUUGGCUCUUUCAUGUCCGGUUUAUAUCUGCCCUUGUCCGACAUGGACCUUGUGGUGUGCUCCGCUUCGCUCCUUAAAACGAGCCGCGCGACGGCGCGUUGCUCAAGCAAGAACUUUCUCUACCAGUUCCGGAAGUUCCUAACGGUCCAAAACUUCCCGCACGUGGACACUACCGAGGUCAUUGCCAAGGCCCGAGUGCCCUUGGUCAAGUACGUUGACAGGCUUACGGGACUCAAAGUCGAUGUGUCGUUUGAGAAUAUUAGUGGCAUCUCCGCCAUCGACACUUUCCUGGUCUGGCGGAAACAGUACCCGUCGAUGCCAAUCCUCGUCACGCUGAUCAAGCAGUUCUUGGUCAUGAGGGGCCUGAACGAGCCGGUCAAUGGUGGCAUUGGAGGCUUUACCGUGAUUUGCUUGGUCGUCAGCAUGCUGCAGUUGAUGCCGCAGGUCCAAAGCAGGAACAUGAUUCCGGAGCAUCACCUUGGCGAAAUUCUAAUGGAAUUCUUUGACCUUUACGGUAAUCGGUUCAACUAUGAAGAGGUCGCAAUUCGACUCAGCCCUCCUGGCUACGUCCCCAAGUCCAAAGUAACAAAUUUCCCUUACAAAAACUGGGACCGCCUCUCGAUCAUUGACCCCAACAACCCCAGCAACGAUAUAUCUGGCGGUUCGUCCAACUUCGCUACAAUAGCCAGGGAAUUUAGCGACGCGUAUAUCGCGCUACGGGAUAGAAUGAACGAUGUGGCCAGCAUGCCGGCGUCGGAUCGCCAAAACGCCAGCAUCUUGGGAGUCAUUCUUGGCGGCAACUACAAGAAUUUUGAGACGCAACGAAUCUACAUGCGACAGUUGUAUGAGAAGGUCUACGGGCCCUGCACAGACGAGCCUUGCAACUUUAACUGA